Molecule: messenger RNA, 558 nt
Organism: Salvia hispanica
Lineage: Eukaryota; Viridiplantae; Streptophyta; Magnoliopsida; Lamiales; Lamiaceae
Source: RefSeq, a predicted model, not a curated record
AUGGCAAUAAAUAUUGUUCUAUUCUCUCUGUCACCGGAAUUCCGAUGUCUCUACGAUACUUAUCCGACGGCGUCGGAUAUAGUGAAUAGUAUCGCGGAUACGUUUGAGCCACAAAAUCGACCUUUGAGAUCAUUGGCGAUUUUUCGGAUAACGAACUCUAGAUUCGAGGAUGGUUCAUCCGUACAUGAUCAUGUACGGGGAAUGGUGGCCUCGUUGGAAGAGUUUAAGAUAUUGGGAGGGUCGAUUGACCCGACUUCUCAGGUGGAUAUCAUUCUCAACUCGUUACCGGACAGUUUUCACGAGUUUAAGACGUGCAUGAUGUCAAAAGUCAAGUGCAACGUCGUUGACCUUGUGACGGAACUGCAGAAGCGUGGGGAGUCGUUGCAAGAGGUCGGUACUGUGUCAUCUUCAUCGGGGAUCAUAUCGGGAAAGGGAAAGGAAAAGAUAGUGGAAGUGCCCGAAGACACACCGGAAGGAAGUGAUGAAGGACAAGUUGUAGAUCGGUUCACCGGAAUCUACUAUAGGAGACGGAAAUGGAGGAAGACAUCAAACAACUAA